This is a messenger RNA of Colletotrichum spaethianum, 801 nucleotides long. RefSeq lists its product as uncharacterized. The transcript is spliced from 2 exons. Bases 1 to 801 code for a protein of 266 amino acids. Lineage: Eukaryota; Fungi; Ascomycota; Sordariomycetes; Glomerellales; Glomerellaceae. The record is from RefSeq and is a predicted model, not a curated record.
AUGGCAGAGUCACUGGCGGCACUUGGCGUCGCCGCAAAUAUUGUUCAGUUCCUAGAGCUCGGGCUCAAAGCAACUAUUUCCAUCGUCGAAAUAUACCGCAGCAUCAACGAUGACGGCUGGACGUUGCGCAACGUUGACUUGGACUCGAUGGCGAAGGAUCUCCGCCUCCGUUGUGAUCGCCUCCAAGGUGACGUUGACAUCAAGCUAGAUCCGUCCAUGAAGCGCCUGCUUCAGAGGUGCAUCGACACAGCAGAUGAGCUUAGUUCACAACUUCGGGGUCUGGCUGUAGACAACGCUAGAAAGCACCAAAAAUGGGCAAAGUUCAAAAUCUCCGUUGCGGCUUACUUCAAGAAAGGCAAGAUCAACGAGAUUCAAGCAAGACUAAUAGAGAUCAAAACACAUGUUUUUGAGCAGCUCCAGAUACUCCUUUACAAUAACCGUUUAUCGCUGUCCAAGUCCAUGCGUUCCCUAGAGGAAGCAUCAGAAGGAUGGAAUCGUGCCACGGAAAAGAGACUGAAUGCCUUGGCUCAGGAUCUCAGGAAACUGGCAGAGUCUCAAUCAGCGGCCGCGGCAUCAACUGAGGGUCUCAAAAUAUUUACCGAGACCUGGGCACGUGUUUCUGAGGAGGCCAAAAACCAAGAGACCAUCCUUACGAUUCUUACAAGCCUCCGGUUCGUGCAAAUCAAAGAACGGCAAGGCGAAAUCCCCAAAGCACAUCGUCGUACCUUUAAAUGGGUGUUUAGUGACAACUCUCCUGUCAACUUCUCGGCUUGGCUCCGCGACUCGAAUGGCUUGUUUUGA